UGCAGUACUUUCAAUUUCGGAAGUUGGAAGCGCGGGUAAGGUUAGCUCUGAAAUCCGUCUGCUUGGUGGAAUUCCACCUGUUGAGCAAAUAGGCCAAUCAGCGCUUGUGGCAUUAACCGACGCGUGCGCAUCGUUUCAUUUACCAUUUGAAUUCGCAAUUGUCAACCGCUCGGCGCCAUCCAACAGUCUGUUCUUGUCGCCUUUACAGUGUGGACGUUGUGUCCGAUGAAAUGUUAGAAGUUUGAAUCGCGAAGUGAGAGCUGUGACAAAAAAUGCCUAAAAAGUCGUCACUGAGUAGACUGUCGGCUAAUCCUGUACGGGUAUCUUUAAUCGAUCAAGAUGAUCGUAGACGUACACAAACGUUGAAAUCCAGAACAGGAUCGACGUCUGAAGAGACGCUUAUUCCUCGUCCACGAAUCAGAUCCUCAUCGGCCGAUAGCAGAAAAUCAAGCCUCAAACCACCGGCGAGAGUGCAACAUUCUCAAUAUGGGUCCUGUACACCAACACCGGGCACUGUUACUCCAGGUAACAUUCAAAGUGCUACUUCUUCACGUCAUCUUUUGCCGCCUUCAGGAAGUUCUCUGCGAGCAAGAUCGCCAUCGGCUGAACGAGCGAGUAACAUUGGUGCAAGAUCAUCACGCAAAGACAACAGACCUCUGGGAGAAAAAUCGUUUCAAGCAGAGAUGCUUCAGAAAAUUGACUCCUACCUCAAAUCGGUUCAACAGUCAAAUCUAGUCAACAGCACUGGUAGUCUGAGACCAAUAACUCUCAAGAUGUUUGUGGAAGUUUCGGAUCUGUUAGUAAAAUUAUUGGACGUUAAACAGGGACUAACACUUGUUAAUUAUGUUGAGGAAUUGCCAAAAAUUGCCAAAAAACUUCAUUAUCCAGGUCCUAUCAAUAAAUCCUGGCUUAAGACUGCUAAUGCCAUGCAUUCCUGGCCACACGUUUUAGGCUGGCUCUCUUGGCUGGCUGAGACUUGUACCAUCAAGGAUUUGGCCUUUGAACAUUUUCAGCUGGAAACCUUACCUCUCAUGGAGGGCGAAAACUCUGGAGAUUUGAAUCGACUGAAGUUUCAAUUCUUGUUAGAUGCCUACAAAGCCUGGAAUGAAGAAAAACCAAAUGAAGAAGCCGCACUCACUGAUAAUUAUUUAAAGAAAGUUGCUUCCUUACAAGGCGUUAAUGAGACAGAUAUUUCCAAUGCCACAGUGGAGCUUGAAAAUGAAACAAAGAGAUUGGAUGAUGUAAAGGAAAUAAGCCAGGUAUUAGAUAAUGAACUUAAAGAGAUUGAAGAAUCCUUACGGUCAGCAAAAAGUCAAGAAAUCAAGCAGGAUGCUUACAUGAAAGAACUGAAAGACAUGGAGAAGAAACAUUUAACUGAGACUGAGCGCCUUAAGAAGGUGGUGCAGUACCUGCAGUCAAUAAUGCAGCAGCAAAAACUGAGACAGGAAGAACUGAAGGCACAGAUUGAAUCACAACCAAUGUCAGUGAUUGAAAGAGAUGAAAUAGUUGAGAGUUGUGCAGCUAUGUCAAACCAAAUGCGUGAACUGAACAAGCAUUUGGAAGACCUUGAAAAGGAAAUUUACACACUGGAUCUGAAGCUCGGUGCAGCCAGAAAUACUGUUAACAAGGCUGUAUUUGCAUAUAACAAAGACAUUUAUCUACAUCUAGAUAAAGAAGCAGACAUUGAUUUGUAUGACAUAGAAAUGCCUGUCACAGGUAUCAUUAACCGGAAUAUUAUGGAUGAGCUUCAUAAAAAAGCACACUUGAUGGCUGCCUAUUAUGAAAAUAUGGAAAAGCGUAUCAAAAACAUUAAAACCACAAUGGAAUCUGAUCAACAGCAGCUGGAUUCUCUGGAAGGGCAGUUGACGGCGCUUGAAAUGAAGAAACAGGAUCUACUUUCUAAAGCUUGUGAGAACAAAGAUCGUAUCAAGAAAAUACAAGCUGCCGCUAAGGCAGAGGAGAUCGAAUUGAAAGAAUCAAUUGAAAAUCUGAAACAUCUUGUUACAAACGUACGUGAAAAAAUUCCGGAUCUUGAACAAGAAGAAAAGGAAUUAUUAGAAGCUAAAGAAAAAUUGGAAGCUGUCCGCAGAAGAAAAGUAUACUUAGAAGAGUCCGCUGAAUUAUUUUUUCGCGAGUUUUUCGAGAUUCUUACCAAUCACAGAACCAAGUUGGCACAAGUAUUAGGAGAGAAGCCAUAAUUUCUGCAAUAAAGUAGUUAACAAAGACAACGGUGACUACUGAAUAUUUUUUCGAUUGAACAUGUAUUCCAAAUUUCUCACACCUACCGAGUCUAGUGAGUGUAACUGAUAAAAUAUUGAGGUAUUUGCUAAGUAUUAAGACUUUGAGAUAUUUGAGGAUAUUGAUAUGAAGAAUUAUAAGCGUCUAUCGUUUCAAAUUUAUUGGGAUUUUCUAUGAAAAUUCAAGUACAUGUACAGAUUUUGGAUAGACUCAAUUUGUCCAUCUUUUAGACAACUUGCCGAUGAAAUAAUAUUAAUACGUUGAGGUGGUGAAACAAAUGCCAUUUCCUAGGAAAACAAAGUUAUGUUGAAGAAUCACAUUAUUCACUUAACAGUUAUAACAUUAUUUGAGUUGGACUAACAAAAAUAUAACUUUUAUUAUCACUCAUUGUAAUCCUUCGUUUACAUAAUUAAAAUACUUUGCAAUUACGUAUGGACAUAGGAAUAUAUAGAUGUAUAUAUAUCUUUAUAUUACAUGUAUAUAUACAUAUAUAUAGAUAUAUAGAUCUACCUUUGUACCUUAUUACUAAAGUUUAGGAUACAAACAGUCAAUACGUAUGGUGUCCACGUUUUAUACAUCGCAGUAUUGAAUAUGCCAUAGCAAAUACAACACGGGUUAUAGAGGUGUUCUGAAUUUCUAAAUACGAUCUUGGCAAUUAGGUGACUUGGAUCAAAUAAAAACUUACAGAUUUAAAAAGAAA
Molecule: messenger RNA, 2938 nt
Organism: Athalia rosae (coleseed sawfly)
Lineage: Eukaryota; Metazoa; Arthropoda; Insecta; Hymenoptera; Athaliidae
Gene: Ndc80
Product: kinetochore protein ndc80
Exons: 2
Coding region: 273-2198 (641 amino acids)
Biological process (GO): attachment of mitotic spindle microtubules to kinetochore
Cellular component (GO): Ndc80 complex
Source: RefSeq, a predicted model, not a curated record